This is a messenger RNA of Anolis sagrei ordinatus, 466 nucleotides long. Its product is annotated as neurophysin 1. Lineage: Eukaryota; Metazoa; Chordata; Lepidosauria; Squamata; Anolidae. The record is from RefSeq and is a predicted model, not a curated record. Gene Ontology annotation, cellular component: extracellular region; secretory granule. Gene Ontology annotation, molecular function: neurohypophyseal hormone activity.
GUUCUCCAACUCAGUAUCCCAGAAAAGGAGCCAUCAAUGAAGAUCGGGACCAUGUCGCAAAGCACCAGAGCCUUCUGCUUGUUCUGGAUCCUGGCUUUCUCUUCCGCUUGCUACAUCCAGAACUGCCCCAUCGGAGGGAAGCGCUCCAUCCUCGAUAUGGACGUCCGAAAGUGCCUCUCUUGUGGUCCUAGAAACCGGGGCCACUGCUUUGGGCCCAACAUCUGCUGUGGGGAAGAACUGGGGUGCUACUUCGGCACGGCCGAAACACUGCGUUGCCAAGAAGAGAACUUCCUCCCGACGCCGUGCGAGUCUGGAAGGAAGCCCUGCGGCAACGGCGGAGGGACCUGCGCAUCCUCUGGCAUCUGCUGCAACAAUGAGGGCUGUAUGAUAGAUUCUGGGUGCGAUCAAGAAUGAGACGAUUUGAGGCAUGAGACCACAUGCAAAAAAAAAAACCCUUUUAGAUUAC